AACGGUCGUGGCGAGGGCCUCGUCUCAGUGGAUUCCACUUGGCAGUAAUCCAAAUACACUCUCACUUGUGCACUAGCACCAGCGAAAGUCAGGCAGGAAAAGCACAUAAUAUCUCAGUGUAUAUUUGUGAAAAUCGAGUUCGUGUGGCUGGCGAAAAGUGAAAGUUAUCCACCUCCCACAUUCACGUGAUUGUGUUUGAUUUGCCAAGCCAAAAAAAAACGACGGUUCCUCCGCCUGCUUACUUCGACAGCUCCUCCCCGUUGGCUGUUAAUUCAAAAUCAAUAAACCAUUCAAUAACAAGUGAGCCACUCGGCACUUGCACCAUGGACUUCACCAGAUUCAUGAACAAGUUCAACGAGAUCGAGCGCCAGCUGUCCCCCACCUCUGCCCUCCGGCUUAGCUUCGACAACAUAUCACCGGAGACGGAGGAGCCGCCGGAUGGCAACAAGAGGCUGUGGGGUGUGCCUGUGCCGCCCUUUGUCUCCGAGAAGGUGGUGUCCUGGAUCGAGGAGGAGUUCAACGAGGCGCCCGUCUUCUACAACGGCAACAGUGUGCUCAAGAAGGUGGAGAAUGUACGGAUGAUAGAUCGCUACAAUACCAAAAAUCCCACAGUGGGCACCCUCUAUCUGACGGCGACCCAUUUGAUAUUCGUGGAGCCCGACAGCAACAAGGAGACCUGGAUCCUGCACAUGCACGUGGCCAGCAUUGAGAAGCUGCCACUCAGCACCACAGGAUCACCGCUGCUCAUUCGCUGCAAGACCUUCCUGUCGGUAACCUUUGUCAUUCCCAAGGACUCCGAGUGUCACGAUGUGUACACCUCGCUGCUGAAACUCUUUCAACCAGUGUCCAUCAACAAAUUGUAUUGCUUCAACUAUCAGCCGGCCAAAGAUGACUUCCCCAAGAACGCCGGAUGGGACUUCUUUAAGCUGGAGGCGGAAUUCAAGCAUAUGCUGGUGCCGAACGAGAACUGGACCCUCUGCUCGAUGAACGAAAACUACGAGCUAUGCGACACCUAUCCCCGUCAGAUUUACGUGCCCAAGGAGGCCACCAAGCUGAUGCUCAUCAGUAGCUCCCGCUUCCGCUCCAAGGGUCGUCUACCGGCGCUCACCUAUCUGCACAACAACAAGGCCUCGAUUUGCCGAUGCAGUCAGCCGCUGUCUGGCUUUAGUGCCCGCUGCCUGGAGGAUGAACAAAUGCUGGAGGCUAUACGAAAAACCAAUCCCAACACAGACUACAUGUACGUGGUGGACACACGGCCACGGAUAAAUGCGAUGGCCAACAGAGCCGCAGGCAAGGGAUACGAGAACGAGGCCUUCUACGAAAACAUCAAGUUCCACUUCCUUGGCAUCGAGAACAUCCACGUUCAACGGACUAGCCUACAAAAAGUUCUGGAGGCCUGCGAACAGAAAUCGCCGACAAUGAGCGCGUUCUUGAAUGCCCUCGAGUCCUCUGGAUGGCUCAAGCACAUUCGCUCCAUAUUGGACACGUCAAGUUUCAUCGCCAACGCAGUGGAUAAGGGAGUCUCUGUGGUGGUCCACUGCUCCGACGGCUGGGACCGCACCGCCCAAGUCUGCUCGCUGGCUCAACUGAUGCUGAAUCCCUACUACAGGACGAUCAAGGGCUUCCAGGCGCUAAUCGAAAAGGACUGGCUGGCCUUUGGUCACAAGUUCAGUGAACGGUGUGGCCACAUCCAGACGGAUGCCCGGGAAGUGUCCCCGAUCUUCACGCAGUUCCUCGAUUGCACCUGGCAGUUAAUGUCCCAGCGCAGCGAGUCCUUCGAAUUCAACGAGCGUUUCUUGCUAAUCCUACACGACCAUGUGCACUCCUGCCAAUUCGGCACCUUUGUGGGCAACUGUGAGAAGGACCGGCUGGACUUGAAGCUGGCAGAGCGCACCUUUUCCCUCUGGGGCUUUAUGGCCAACCAUUUGAACGAGUACAUCAACCCGCUGUACAAGCCCAACGUAGAUGAGUCUAUUAAGGCCAAUCUAGCGCCCCAGUGCAUCAAAUUUUGGCGGGGCAUGUACAGUCGCUUCGAGAGCGGUAUUCAUCCACGAGAGCCAUUGGGUGACCUGCUACUAGACAGCAAGGAGCACUGCAAUUCGCUGGAAGACCACGUGCAGCAUUUAACCAAGCGUAUUGCAAGCUUCAAGAACUACAUCUCCAAGUCGGCCAAAAAACUACAGGAUGCAACUAGCACCACUUCGAAAGUUAGCAAAGAAGCCUCCAGCACCGAGAUCAAUGACAACAAGUAUAACUAUGACAAGAAGCUGAGCGAGCUGUCGGCAGCCGACGAUGAUCAUCCGCUGAAGGCCAGCAACAUGUCCUUUGCCAAUUUAUCCCUAAACGCCGAACAAUCUAGUCCCGCUCAAGCUUUGCCCGACGAACUCAACUCCGUGGCUGUGGACUGGAAGCCCAUGCGCAAUGUGACCACCUGCUCCUGCUCCACGCCCUUUGAUCAGUUCAGCAAAAAGACACAUUGCUGGCGGUGUGGGGACAUCUUCUGCGAGCGAUGCAUCGACAAGAAUGUGGCUCUUCCUGGACACGAUAGCGGCAAAGCGGUGCCCGUGUGCCGCGGCUGCUUCCGGCAAAUGCAGAAACAGAGUCCGUAAAUAUCACAUAAUUAAGGUCUAUGGAUAGCCUAGUUGAAUGUUGUUUGAGAGAUGCGAGAUGGGGAUUGGCCAUCGCAUGGAAAUUCUAUUCAAUUAUAUUGUAUGUAUUUAUUGUUGCAUUUGUAGCCGUAGUUGCUUACAGAAGCUCAUUCAAGUUGUUGCAAAUGAAAACCCCUGAGUUGAACCAAAACGAUCUACUAGCGAUUGGCUUCCUUAGUCUAUCCAUCAUCCUAGUCUGUAAGUCGGGCACAAACCCCUAUUCUGUUGUUUACCAGAAUAGAGAGACUAAUUUUCCGCAAUCCCACAAACGAGCAAAAAGUACAAUUGAAUGUAAAAUAUUACAGAAGCACUAAUGUUAUGUCAUAUAAUUAUAAUUUCCGAUCAAUUUCUGGAUCAAGUAUGUACAGACCGGGCUUAGCCCUCGCCCUGGCUUCACCUAUAUUCCAUUAGCUAGGGCAGUUCACCCUUAAAGUACUACGCCAACUUCUUUAUCGAUUUGAUCAAAAGUGUAAUAAAAAUUAUUUAUUCAACAA
Molecule: messenger RNA, 3142 nt
Organism: Drosophila bipectinata
Lineage: Eukaryota; Metazoa; Arthropoda; Insecta; Diptera; Drosophilidae
Gene: Mtmr6
Product: Myotubularin related protein 6
Biological process (GO): phosphatidylinositol dephosphorylation
Cellular component (GO): membrane; cytoplasm
Molecular function (GO): metal ion binding; phosphatidylinositol-3-phosphate phosphatase activity; phosphatidylinositol-3,5-bisphosphate phosphatase activity
Source: RefSeq, a predicted model, not a curated record